This is a messenger RNA of Chinchilla lanigera (long-tailed chinchilla), 2773 nucleotides long. It is a transcript of the gene Ufl1, whose product is annotated as UFM1-specific ligase 1. The record is from RefSeq and is a predicted model, not a curated record. Gene Ontology annotation, cellular component: endoplasmic reticulum membrane. Gene Ontology annotation, biological process: protein K69-linked ufmylation; response to endoplasmic reticulum stress; regulation of proteasomal ubiquitin-dependent protein catabolic process. Gene Ontology annotation, molecular function: UFM1 ligase activity. Lineage: Eukaryota; Metazoa; Chordata; Mammalia; Rodentia; Chinchillidae. The transcript has 19 exons. The coding region runs from base 81 to 2456 and encodes 791 amino acids.
CGUUCCGUCCCGCCACGGCCGCCGCUGCGCUCAUUGGGCUGACGUGUGCAGCUCCUCGGCGUCGCGGCGAGUCCGUCGUGAUGGCGGACGCCUGGGAAGAGAUCAGGCGCUUGGCCGCCGACUUCCAACGGGCGCAGUUCGCCGAGGCUACGCAGAGGUUGUCAGAGCGGAACUGUAUUGAGAUUGUGAAUAAACUGAUUGCUCAGAAACAGCUAGAAGUAGUUCACACACUUGAUGGAAAAGAAUAUAUUACUCCAGCCCAGAUUAGUAGAGAAAUGAGAGAUGAGCUACAUGUCCGAGGUGGUCGAGUUAAUAUUGUUGAUCUACAACAGGUCAUUAAUGUCGACUUGAUUCAUAUUGAAAAUAGAAUUAGUGACAUUGUUAAAUCAGAAAAACAUGUCCAUCUAGUACUGGGACAGCUAAUAGAUGAGAACUAUUUGGAUCGGUUAGCAGAAGAGGUAAAUGAUAAAUUGCAAGAAAGUGGUCAGGUAACCAUAUCAGAAUUGUGUAAGACCUAUGAUCUUCCUGGAAACUUUCUAACACAGGCACUAACUCAGCGACUUGGUAAAAUUAUCAAUGGACAUAUUGAUCUUGAUAACAGAGGAGUAAUUUUUACUGAAGCUUUUGUAGCUCGACAUAAAGCACGCAUCCGUGGACUAUUCAGUGCUAUUACCCGGCCAACUGCAGUGAAUUCUCUGAUUUCAAAAUAUGGAUUUCAGGAGCAGCUUCUUUACUCUGUACUUGAGGAGCUUGUUAAUUGUGGACGUGUACGAGGCACUGUGGUUGGUGGAAGACAGGAUAAAGCGGUGUUUGUCCCUGACAUCUACUCCAGGACACAGAGUACUUGGGUGGAUUCUUUUUUCAGGCAGAAUGGCUAUCUUGAGUUUGAUGCUUUGUCCCGACUUGGAAUCCCAGAUGCUGCAAACUACAUAAAGAAAAGGUACAAGACUGCACAGCUCUUAUUUCUGAGAGCAGCUUGUGUUGGUCAAGGACUUGUGGACCAAGUGGAGGCAUCAGUAGAGGAAGCCAUCAGCUCUGGAAGCUGGGUUGAUAUUUCACCCCUGCUGCCCAGUUCUUUAUCGGUUGAAGAUGCUGCCAUGUUGCUCCAACAGGUGAUGAGAGCAUUCAACAAACAGCCUUCAGGUGUAGUCUUUAGCAACACUGUUGUGGUCAGUGAAAAAUUUAUAAAUGACUGUCUAGAACUGUUCAGUGAGCGGAUGCACCAAAAAGCUGAAAAGGAAAUAAAAAACAAUCCUGUGCAUUUAAUCACUGAAGAAGAUCUGAAACAAGUCUCCCUUUUAGAAAAUGUUAACACAAAUAAAAAGGAUAGAAAAGAUGAGCGCAGGAGGAAAGCAACAGAGGGCAGUGGAAGUGUGAGAGGAGGAGGCGGGGGCAAUGCCAGAGAAUACAAAAUGAAAAAAAUCAAGAAGAAAGGAAGAAAAGAGGAUGAUAGUGAUGACGAGUCCCAGUCAUCUCAGCGAAAGAAGAAGCCAGAGGUAACUUUCAUGUUCCAGGAUGAGAUUGAAGAUUUUUUAAGCAAACACAUACAAGAUGCCCCUGAAGAAUUUAUUUCCGAACUUGCUGAGUACUUAAUAAAACCUCUUAAUAAAACCUAUCUUGAGGUGGUACGUUCAGUGUUCAUGUCUUCAACUUCCGCUUCUGGAGCUGGUAGAAAACGCACAAUCAAGGACUUACAAGAAGAGGUUUCAAACCUAUACAAUAACAUUAGAUUAUUUGAAAAGGGGAUGAAGUUUUUUGCAGAUGACACGCAGGCUGCUCUCAGCAGGCACUUGCUGAAGACGGUGUGCACGGAUAUAACUAACCUCAUCUUCAACUUCUUGGCUUCAGAUUUAAUGAUGGCAGUAGAUGGUCCUGCAGCCAUUACAAGCGAAGUAAGAAAAAAAAUUUUAAGUAAGCUGUCAGAAGAAACCAAAGUAGUGCUCACAAAACUCCACAACUCUCUGAACGAAAAAAGCAUAGACGACUUUUUUUCUUGUCUGGACUCUGCCGCAGAAGCUUGUGAUAUUAUGGUGAAAAGGGGAGACAAAAAGAAGGAAAGGCAGAUAAUGUUCCAGCAUCGACAAGCACUGUUUGAACAGCUAAAGGUCACAGAAGACCCCGCUCUUAUUCUGCACCUUACAUCAGUCCUCUUGUUUCAGUUCUCAACCCACAGCAUGCUCCAUGCACCUGGAAGAUGUGUCCCACAGAUCAUCGCUUUUCUUAAUAAUAAAAUUCCAGAGAAUCAGCAUACUCUUUUGGUAAAAUAUCAAAGUUUGGUUGUAAAGCAGUUAGUAAACCAAAAGAAGACUGGGCAUGCAGAGGAUCCCUUGAAUGAGGAAUUAGACAAAGAACAGCAUGAUGUUACCAAUACUACUCGUAAAGAGCUCCAAGAACUUUCUUCUUCCAUUAAGGACCUUGUUUUCAAAUCCAGGAAAUCAUCUGUGACAGAAGAGUAAUAACAGUUAGUUAUAUAGUGAACAUUUUUCCCAAAGUUAAAGGCGAGUGGUUGCAAAACAUUGUCACUCACAACUCCGUACUUCCCACAUCCACUUCUUCCGCCACACAAAAUUCAGUUAAAAUAGUAAUGUUAUAUUUAAUGUAAAUCUUAUAAAGGUGUGAAUUUUGUAAAUUGACUUUUCCGUGGAAGAUUUUAUUUUCACAUACUUUUAUGUGGAGUUUUUCACAUAAAAAUUAUUUUCACUUAAUUCUAAAUAAUUGUAUGUUUCUGGUUCACUUUCAAGAUAAUAAAUUUUUGAUAUUUUUCAUUUCUUAA